AACCAGUCUGGCUAAAAGAAAUCGUCGGCAAAAUGGAACUCGAACUGGGAACAACGCUCUCUAAAGUAUUCGGGCAUAAAAACUUUAGGUCAGACGUCCAGAAAAAUGCUGUUCUUACAAUUGUUGAAGGUAAACAGGAUGUAUUUGUGUGUAUGCCAACAGGAGCAGGUAAAUCUCUGUGUUACCAGCUUCCUGCAGUUGUCUCCCCUGGUAUAACAUUUGUUGUCUCCCCUCUUAUCGCUCUGAUGCAAGACCAGUUGGAACAUUUGGAUAGCAUUGGAGUAAAGUCAGAAACGCUCAACUCGAAAAUGUCAGUGGAGGAACGUAAAAGAGUUCUGUCAGACUUAGAUAAAGAAAAACCAAAGACUAAAAUGUUGUACAUUACCCCAGAACAGGCAGACACAGACAAUUUUAAACAACUGACUGAGAGCCUUACAAAAAGAAAAUUAGUAAAAUAUUUUGUUAUUGACGAAGCUCAUUGCGUAUCCCAGUGGGGUCACGAUUUUCGACCAACAUAUCUUAGACUUGGUUAUUUUCGUACAAAAUACUUAAAAGGAAUUCCUUGCAUUGCGCUGACAGCGACGGCUCCUAAACAGGUCAUAGAGGACAUCAUAAAGCAGUUAAGACUGAAAGAACCCAUCGCAAAGUUUAAACAAAGUGUUUUCCGUCCAAAUUUAUUCUAUGAUGUGAAAAUGAAGGACACUAUAGGGGAUGUGUAUGAAGAUCUUAAAGGGUUUGCACUCAAGGCACUCGGAGGAGUAGCGGAAGAAGGGGAGGAUUGGAAUUCCUAUGGUUGUGGUAUAGUUUACUCCAGAACAAGAGAUGGUUGUGAGGAGGUGUCACACCACCUAUCCAGAAAAGGGAUACCAGCUAGACCGUACCAUGCCGGGCUCAAGAAUGGCAUAAGGGAGACAAAUCAAACAGAGUGGAUGCAGGGAAAAUUUCCUGUUAUUGUAGCAACCAUCAGCUUUGGCAUGGGUGUGGACAAAGCCAAUGUCAGAUUUGUAGCUCAUUGGAAUGUUCCCAAGUCAAUGGCGGGAUAUUAUCAGGAGUCUGGACGUGCUGGGAGGGAUGGUGAGAAGUCGUACUGUAGAUUAUAUUACUCGCGGGAGGACAGAAAUACUGUUGCCUUCUUGAUUAAUCAUGAAGCAAAAAGAUGGAAAAAGAAAGACAAGGAGACUGUAAGACUACAAUUAAAAGCUGCUAACAAGAACUUUGAACAUAUGAUCAGUUACAGUGAGGAAGUCAGAUGUCGUCACUGGAGUAUAAGUCAGUUCUUUGGAGAUGAGAAACCAGAUUGUAACAAGUCAUGUGAUGCCUGCAAGGAGCCGAGGAGUGUGGAGAAGAACCUGGCCGAACUACAGCGUGGACUGUUUGCCUCGGUAAACAAGACUAAAGGUGGUGGUACCAUGUACUACGUAGAUGAAGAUGUUUCAGGAGACAUGUAUGGUGGAGGCAGAAAAGGUGCUAAAAUGGAUACAGAUGACUAUGAUGACCAGUAUGACAGUGAUGAGGAUGAUGACUCUGAGUCGGCUAAGGAAAGACGAGAUAGAAAAGAGAGGACCAAUUUCAUUAAAAAUCAAUUCAAAAAACGGAAAGGAGACGUGGAGACGAGUAGACCAGAGGACACUUUUAUACCGCCAAGUGAAGACUGUCCACUGAGAGAUGCUGCUAGUCAAAGGAUUCCAAAACUUACUGUAGCUCAAAGGGAACAUUGUAUGGCACUUCUGGAGAAAGCAUUAUUAGAUAACUAUGUGCAGUAUUACAAAGACAUUCCUACUAAAAUGGCUGCAAAAGAUUUUGUGCCAAGGUGUUGUGCUAUAGAUCUAGAGUAUGAAGUAUUCAAAGCUAACAGAUUACAUAAUAUCUACAAAGCAUCUGUGAUGAGAUCGGUGUCUGAAAUCAAGAAAUUCACAGCCCUGAAAGACCUCCAUACCUCCCUAGUUCCUAAAUGGUCCUCCACUUCAGAUGCUAGUCCCUCAGACACUGGUGGUGAUAAAGACAUAUCUAGUCAUUCCAAUGACAAUGGAAAGAGCUGUGAUAAAAAACUAAAUGGAGAAAGUGUAUUAGAAGCUGUUGGUGAUACUGAAGUGACAGCAAGUUUGUAUGAUGGUGAUAAAGAUAAGACUAGUGAAUCAAAUGAAAAUGUGGAAAGUAAAGAAGAAAAGGAUACAAAAACUGCUGAUGCAACAGCUGUGAAGAUUGAAGAAAAACCAGUUAGACCUAAAAUAGUGUAUUUCUUUGAAAGAGGUGAUUCGUUGAAACAAGAGCUAGGGGAGGAAAACGGGAAUUUAAUGAAAGAUAACACAGAGGAAAGUUCUUUUAAAAUUGAUGGUGCAUUAAAUCACAGUCAUGGAGUGAAAAGACCACAUGAUUCAAAGGAUGAUAGACAUUCUAAGCACAGAAAAGUUGAGAAGAAGCCAUCAUCUAGAGGUGAUGCCUCAGCAACCAAACUGAAGGAAUGUGCUGAUGUGGUUGUAAAGUACCUUACACCACAUUUUAAAGGCGGACAAAUAGCGUCAAAAGAACUAUUUAAGAAAACUGCCAAAAUGCUAUCCCAUAAAGUUGUGGAGAAAACUAAGGACAAACCACCUGAGAAAGUGAAGGAAGUAGUAAAGGCUAUGAUAAAAGACCUGUUUAAGAAACAUCAGAAGAUUUCCUCUGAAGAGCAUAUUUCCUCAAUAUAGCAAAUCUGUGUACAUCUCUAGACAGCAUUACAGGAGAUCAGUUGUCAUCUGUUGAAAUUGACUUAUUAGAAUUUAGAGUUGUUGGACGUGUUUAACAGCCAGCAGCUGUUAGCAGGCAUAUCUGUGAUAAAGGUUUUCCAUGGCUAAUAUAAGAAAUACUGAUACUAGUGUCUGUGAAAAUUACUUCAACAGCAUUUACAUUAUACAGUAAUUGUAUCGUCAUUAGAUUUAGUGGUUUAAAACCCAAAAUGGCUGUUUCAUGGGGGGACAGGAGUUUGUUGAUUUCACAAUAAAUAGGAAUUUUAUUUGGCAAUUGUGACUUGACUUUUAAAAAGUUGUGAAUAUUGGUGUUUUCAGCAUUAUUUUUCCCUGCCAAAGGUGGAGAGAUAUAAAUUUGGCGCUGUUCAUCUGUCUGUGCGACCGUCCAUCUGAUAUUGAAAAUGCAUAUAAUUCAAAAAGUGUUUUAGCUAGAAUCACCAAACUCACAUAAUUGUUAAUUAGCACAUGACCUUUUGCUCACAGAUAGUAUUAUCCCCUUUGACCCAGUGAAGGAAGAGUUUUUCUGUUUGAUUAUUGGUAAAAAAAUAGGGAUUUUUAGUAAACUAUUUAUGGAACUUAAUGAAAUUUUAUACAAAUAUAGGUCACUUUAAGAAAUCGAGCAUGCAUAACUUCAGAAUCUUUUCAGUAACUUCAGAGUUACUGCCCUUUAAUUGUUUCACAAUCCAUAAAUUUCCACUUGACAAAGGAAUCCAUUGAUGGAUCUUCCUGAAAUUUAAUACAAUUAUAGAUCACUCUAGGGUGUUGGUAUGUGCACAUCUUUCAUGAGGAUCUCUUCAGUAAAUGCAGUUAUUGCCCUUUAAUUUAUUUGAAAUUCAUCAAUUCC
Mercenaria mercenaria is the source of this 3570-nucleotide messenger RNA. Its product is annotated as ATP-dependent DNA helicase Q5-like. Gene Ontology annotation, biological process: double-strand break repair via homologous recombination. Gene Ontology annotation, cellular component: chromosome; cytoplasm. The record is from RefSeq and is a predicted model, not a curated record. Lineage: Eukaryota; Metazoa; Mollusca; Bivalvia; Venerida; Veneridae. Gene Ontology annotation, molecular function: four-way junction helicase activity; ATP binding; nucleic acid binding. The transcript has 13 exons. Bases 33 to 2687 code for a protein of 884 amino acids.